GUCAAUAAAUUUGAACGCACACACUGCUAGCUUGUGUCCCUGAGGACAUUUUCCACUAAAUAUUUAUUCGGGCACCUAAUUAUCUAAUCAGCAGAGGCACAGAGAGAGAGAGGAGAGGCACAUUAGGACAUGUUUUCACUGAAUACAUACAAGCAUGUUGGGAAGCUGCUACACAGUGCUGUAGAGAUACUUCAGACUACGGGAGACUAAGAAGAUGCAAACUCUACAAUAAUUCACAAUAAGCGAGUGAAUCUGUGCUGCAAAUCUACCAAAUGGAGAUGAGGAAGAAAGCAUCUGCUACAGAACUGAGGCUCAUGGUGGUUGGUAGCAGCGGACCCUCACAGUUCCUACUAACCAAUGCCAUACUUGGAAGACAGGAGUUUCCCAAGGAUGUCACCAGCAUUUCUGGCAGCAUGAAGAGCACUGGAGAGCUUGCCGGUAGACGAGUAGUGGUGAUCAACGCACCAAACAUCUAUGACAAGGAUAUAUCUCAGGCCAAGAGGAAGAUGGAACUGAGAAGGUCUAAGUGCUUGUCUAUUCCUGGUCCACAUGCCUUUCUGGUUGCCUUUGAUAUGGAGGAUAUCUCCCUGAACGACUUUAACACCGCUCGACUGAUGAAGGAACGCUUUGGGAGGCAGUGCCUUCGACACUCCAUGGUUCUGCUGGCCUAUGAAGGUAAUCUGGAGGAAGCUGCACUUGAAGACAGAGUGCGAAAGAUAGACUGGUAUCUGAGAGAACUCAUCGAGAAGUACAGCGGACGCUUUCACAUCUUCAGGAAGAACUGGAGAGACCGAAGCAAGGAGAGAGAGCUGCUGCAGAAGAUAGAGUGGAUGGUUGCCUCUUCCGCAGGGGCCUACUUCUCCAGCACGACUUUCCAGAAGGCAGAGGACAGCGUGAUGAAAGAGGAAAAGAGGCUCAGGAAGCAGAAGGCAGCAGAGAUAGAGAAGGCAUGGGAUGAGAUGGAAAAGCAAUAUGUGGAGGAGGAUCUGUUUUUCCAGAAGGAUGCCUAUACUGCCAAUAUCAGCGCAGAGAUCCGAGCCAAGGCAGAGAUCGACAACAGCUGGGUCAGAACUUCCCUAGCAAGAGGACUGGGGACUGGUUUCUUUGUGGGGGCGGUUCUGGGUGCACUGGUUGGGUCUAUAGAGGGACCGGGAGGGAUGGUUCUUUAUGGUUUGAUUGGUGGUGCAGUGGGUGGAUCAGGAGGGGGAACUGCACAGGUGGCAAUAGACCACAUAGAGAACAGAGUGGCUCCACCUGCCAGGCUCAACUUCAACUCCAUCUUCAUCAAUCGCUUCUUUGCAGCUCCUAGGACAUGACACUGUGGUUUGACCGAUGACUAUAUUAGAAAAAAGAAAAGACAAACUUUACACCAUAUGCUUUUUGUAUUUAAGUUUCACUCAGGUAACUUUCUUACCUACCUGAUAUCAAAUUAAAAAUGGAUGUUUGUGUACCUUUAGGCUGAAAUGAAAAGUUUGUUCCUAUUUUCCUGUUUUUGUGCAAAUAUCCUCUAUAUGUUAUACUUGGAGUCUUGCAUAGUAUGAUGCAAUUUUGGCACCUGAACCUAAACAAAAUCCCAUAGCUGAUUAAAACUGUAACCAUUACAAAUAAAUACAGUUUUGCAGUUGUGA
Messenger RNA from Amphiprion ocellaris (clown anemonefish), 1628 nucleotides. RefSeq names its product GTPase IMAP family member 4. Gene Ontology annotation, molecular function: GTP binding. The transcript has 2 exons. NCBI's taxonomy places the organism in Eukaryota, Metazoa, Chordata, Actinopteri, Pomacentridae. The coding region runs from base 273 to 1316 and encodes 347 amino acids. The record is from RefSeq and is a predicted model, not a curated record.